GUUAGGCAUAGGGGAUAGAUUUUCAAAAAAAUGCUAUUAAUUUUAUUUAUUUCCUUUCAUUUUUACAAAAAAUUUUUACAAAAUUUUUAUUUUUAACAACACGUGUUUUGCACUACUUUUUAUGGCCGCCUUCUUGGUUGGCACGUCACGUGACUUCAUGUGACGUGUUAACCAAGAUGGCGGCCAUUGAGAAAAUAGUGGCAAUCGUAGUCAAAAUUUACUGAAAAAGGAUGGGAAACACUGCUAUAGGCCAUAGGCUAUAGACUUUUUAAAGAGUAGUCUGAUUUUAAUAAAGUAGUAUUAACUAUGUCAGUGUGAUGUCUAAUACUACUAAUACUAUUAGUAUUAGACAUCACACUGUUUUUUAGUAAAGAUUAAAGAUCAUGGACUAAGACUUACUCAGCCUGAACAUACAAUUACAGGACUCAGUGAAUGAGUAAAAGAUGACCAAAAUGAUCAAUAAAUUGAUUGUGGGCCCUUCAGCUAUAGAAGAAGAGGUGAGUUACAGUUGUGUCUCUUUUGUUAGUAAAAGUAGUCAUUUUUGGUGUAGGGCCUACACAGACUGUUGACCUUGUUAGGCUAAGACCAGGACAUGUUAUUUAUUAUUAUCAAUAUUAAUUAUAAUUUUGGUAGUUCCGUUAAGUCGUUAAGUUCGUUGUUUAAGAAUCAAUUAAGUGCCACAUUUUCUGUUAACUCCUCCAAUUUAAAAAAGACACAAAAUUAUAUAUAAUGGUGGUACCUGAAUAUUUUUCUAGUAGCGUCAUUCGUUGAAACUCCGUGUAAUUCAUAAUUAACAGGAGCUGUUGCUUUAAGGGGAUUUCUAUGAAACCAGUACGCCAUCUUUGUUGACGGAAGUAAAUAAAUAAGGGCAGGUACUAGAUGAGAUUGAGAGGAACAGGAGAUGACUAUGUGGCAACUCGAGCAAAAAUAACUUAUGACUCACAGACGGCGUGCGUCUUAAAAUUGCGUCUUCUUGGUCGAAAAGAUAAUGAUUUGACUUUGAAAUGAAUAUUAAAUUAAAAUGCCCUUUUAUUACAGAAAGUGAUAAUCCCCCUUUCUCUAAAACACGCAAAGUGCGUAGACUAAGCAAACAUAUGAAUAAGCAGCAAUGUGUGUAUUUAUGUAAAGAUGUACAUGGGGAUGCAAUCUCCUAAUGGCAAUGCUCUCCCCAAAACACCCCCCCCCCUUUUUUUUUUCAAGCCCAAACUACCCGCCUCUAAUUUUGAGCCUCAAAGCGGCACUUUUGAGAUCUCCUGGUAGAGUUAGGACAUUCCCGCCCGUAACUUCACUUUGGGGAUGCAAUCUCCUAAUGGCAAUCCUCCCCCCAAAACCCCCCCCCCCUUUUUUUUUUUCAAGCCCAAACUACCCGCCUCUAAUUUUGAGCCUCAAAGCGGCACUUUUGAGAUCUCCUGGUAGAGUUAGGACAUUCCCGCCCGUAACUUCACUGGUUCUGGCAUCCGUCCGUCACGAUGUGACGAUGGUGUAGACUUCGCAGGACUAAAUCCACAAGGCCUGGGAUUCUUCUUCUAGGAUUAUAAGCUGGUUCCCAUCAGCAAAUCCCAAAUAACACAAAAGAGGGGUGGGUGGGAUCUAAGCCUAAGGAUAUCCGGUAGCUCGGUGAUGUUGCUCCCACAUCAGCAAUCGACUUCCCGAGGGUUUCGGUAUUUACGUCCAUGUACCCCCCUCCCCGUUCAACCCGGGGCGUAGGACGCCCUCCAAUAGGGUUUUCUACAGUGAGUUUCUACCUCGUAAAUAGUUCACGAAGUAGCUGGGGCGAAAGGGAUUCCCCAGGAACAUUCUCCUCAAUGGCUGUGAGUAUAGAAUGAUUAGCAAGUGGCUGCCACUGCCUACCCCAUGGCUCAUAUUAGUCAUAGGCCCUAUCCGUAAUAGGCAACAUCAUAGUAAUCAUGAUCCCCACCCUGUUUCUACCGUUAUUUCAACUGCAGAUAUGAUCACAGCAGAUAACGACUCGCCCUGUCACUACAAUUUCUGCAGGUAGCAUGCAUGUCCUUUGUGUAUAGUAUUAAAGUAUAAUAGUCACCAUGUAAUAUAAUAGCCCUUGGCAGAGGCGUAGCGUGGUGGGGGCAGGGGGGACAGCUGUCUCCGGGCGCCAGCUAGUUAGGGGCGCCAAAAUGCGCUUUGAUAUUAUUUUAUUAAUGAAAAUAAUGGGUUUGAGAGUUGAAAAAAAGAAAAAGGGGCGCUAAAAAUGGAUCUUGUCCCCGGGCGCGAAUCUUGUCCCCGGGCGCCAAACACCCUCGCUACGCCACUGGCCCUUGGUAUUCUUCGCAUGCGAAAAACGAACACCAGUAUAAUUAUAAAAGUCACUAUUGUAUAGGCCUAUAUUAAUUAUAUACUAUAUUGAAAUCCGUUCAUAACAAAUCUAAGUAGCUAACUAAAGAAGCCCAAUAGAAAAUUUUGGUUGAUUGUUCAAUACAAAAAUAUAGAAAUUGAUUAUAGUAAUUUAAAACUAAAUAAAAGGUAUUUUUAGCAUAAAAUAAAAUAAAGAGCGAAAACAUUAUCAGAACAUUUGUCCUUCACCUUUACGAACUUCCUUUAUUAAAGAAAACGAAAGUGAAUAUUCAACCUGCCCAUUUUAGUAGAUUAGCAUUUUUUGAACUAUAAAAAAUUAUUUUAACUCUAAAUAUAUCUUGAUUUUACUUAGCCUGUUCAAUUCUAUAAUAAUUACCUGGUGCCUAUCUAUACCUUACUAAUAAUAUGUUUAUAUUUCAAAUAUUUAUAUCUAGGAUAACUUACUAAAACUAACUUAACUAAAUCUUACUUUGGCUUUGGUCUUGGUAUUCUUACUUAACUCAGAGACAGUGUCGACAGUGACUUGUUGGACGUUGUUGAACUUCUCUGCUGCACUGAGUCUGCUGUACAUUCACCAUUGCACUGUCACCUGUGUAUCCACCUGCUACCGGAAUUAAUUAUAUUUCAAAAUGGGGGAUGAAGAUGAUAAAGGUUACAGAUGGGAGACUGAAUAUGAAAAAACGUGGUUUGUAUUUGUGUAUUUAAAUUUAAAAAAAAAAAAGAUUUUGCUGCGUAAAUUCAUAAAUAAAAUAGAUAUUUAUUUCAGUUUACUAGACUAGAUAUAGCUAUAGAUAAGGACUUAAAGCAUAAGGAUGUACUCCUGUUUUAGUAAAAUUUUCCUCAAAAUUCAUUACAAAUAUCAUCUCUUAUCUACUACAGGGUGGGUCAAUAAAAGUGAGAACAUCUCGUAGCGUAAUAUUUUACGAGAUGUUCUCACUUUUAUUGGGCCACCCUGUACAAUUACUAUGAGCUCAGUAGAUUAAAUAUUUCUUUUUUUUAUUGAACAUCUUUAGCAUUUUAUGGUAUAUUGUCUGUACUUUGCUACACACACUGCCUGACUCUUUUUAACUUUGUUAUUCACCCACUUUGCUCAUUUUAUCUCUGGAAUAUAAACAAAACAAUUAUCAUUCAGGGCCGCACCUAGGUGGGGACAACCAUGUCACUUGUCAGGGGCCCAAGUUAGAUUGGAACCCUCCCUUUUUUAAUUUUUUUUUAUAUACGCUUUAAAAUAUAAGUACAUGUUUGAAACAUGAAAGGGGCCCGAACUCUGUCAGCUGCCUUGGGCCCAGAAUUUCCUAGGUGCGGGCCUAUAUCAUGAGUGCAAAAUCAUGACAUGAACGUGGUAAGAAAAUUUAUAAAGUGAAUUGUUAUUAAUCAGUCUUUUAACUGAUUGCUUUUUUAAAAAAAAAUUCAAAAUAGCAGAUUGAUAAAUUAAUAUGACUAAUUUUUAAUCUACUUGCCAACUUGCAUUUAUAACUCUAAUAAUGCAUAUCAGAUGUGUAUAUAAUAGGGAAGAGCUGCAUGAGGAUGAAUCUGGUUCCUUACAAGCCAGUGUGGAUGAUAUCCUUCACAGAGCCAAACGAAGGCUACUCCAGGAUCGUGUCACAAAUGUCAGACUGGGGAUGGUAAGGAAGAACAAAUUUGAAGUUAUUAUUAUUAGCACUUCUACUUUUUUCAUAUUAGUUUUUUUUUUCUUUGAAAGAAUAAAAAAAUUAUAGAUGCCAGUUAAUGUUAACUAAAAAUCCUUCUGAAUUUUUACAGAUGCGACACCUAUUCAUUGUCAUUGAUGCCUCAUCAGCUAUGUCUGAUCAAGACCUCAAACCAACUAGGUUGAUAGCAACACUUAAGGUACUGUAGUGUGCAUCCAACCCAGCAUUAAAAAUAUUGCUUCUUUCUUGCUUCAUAGCUUUAGUUUUUAUUAUAAAUAUCACUCUUCAAAAAAUAAUAAUUUUUGUUUGAAAUCUUAGUUAACAAAUAUGCCAGAUAUUUUCAUAUCUUUAUUUGGUAUCCUUUUUAAAAUUUAACCAUAGGGAUUCAGAGUCUUACCCAAAUCAAUUAUAACAGGACUAUAAACAGUGUUUUUUUAAAAUGAUUACUUCCCCUGAAUUGAACUUUUAGAUUUUCGCCAGGUCUUUAUGUUAUGCUGCAACUCAUGCCACAUUUUAGAUUUGGGCACUGUACUGUAAUGUGAAAAAAAGAAAAGUUGGAUUGUUCUGAGUAAAAAAAAAGAAAAUACCGGUAUACAUGAUUUAACAAUUAUUUUAAUAAAAGUUAUCAGUAGUUUCUGGCUACUAUGGAUAAGUUACUUAGCUGCUGCCACUAAAGUAACUUAUGUUAGUUAAUGUAUUAAUUCUUAAAUAAUGAGAUAAUUUAAAACCUAGGGCAUAACUUCAUUCUUUAAUUUCAACAAUGAACAAUUUUUAUUUCUAACAGCUUUUGGAAUUUUUUGUUGAAGAGUAUUUUGAUCAGAAUCCCAUCAGUCAACUUGGAUUGCUAAUUUCCAGGAAUAAGCGUGCUGAAAAAAUAACAGAACUUGGAGGUGAAAUUUAUUCCUUUUUGAUUUUGAAUAAAUGCAUAAGUCAAAUAAAAUGAACUUUAAAAAUAGUUCUGUAUAGGUAACAAUAAGAAUGUUAAAAAAAUAUCUCUCAUUUGAUACACAGGCAAUCCUAGACGACACAUAAAGGCAUUGGAAACACUGUCCACUCAAGCAUGUCAAGGAGAGUUUUCGUUACAGAACUCUUUAGAGCUGGCUUUGUCUACACUCAAGUAAGAACUUAUUAUUUGGCUAUGCUUUGCAAAUUGACUAGGGAAUAUUAUACUUUUAGGCUGUUUACGCUAUGCUGAACUCUAAGCUAAAUGUACAUUUUUUAAUACCUUGGCAUUAAAAUUUAAAAAAUUCAAUAUUUAAAACAAAUAUUAAAAAAUGACUUAAUUUAACAAUAAGAAAAUCAUGUCAGCAUUUGGAAAAGAGCUUUGAUGUUGAAAAUGUUAUGAGCAAAUAUUCAUAUUUAUAAUUAUAUCGCACCCUUCCGUCUUCAAGAGAUGAUGGAGUAGCUAUUGGCACUUCAUCAAAUAGCUUACAAGGCUAAUCCUGGAAUGGCAGUCUCCGCUGCACUUUCCAAAAGAGAACCUUAACUUCUGGUUAAAUUUAGCCUUCCGUAAUGCUCCUUUUGUUGCAAGGGCUUCUUUUUGCGCAUCUCCUGCCCGUUUGACUCCCUCAUACACUGCUGUUCACCAGUUGGAGCAUUGCUUAGCGAUGAUUUCCCAUUCGCUGAUUUCUGUGUUGGUGUCCCUCAUUUUCCUUUAACAAAAGUACUAAAAUUGCAGCUGUGGACAUCCAAUAAGUCUUGCCCCCUCUACCAACUCUCAAAACAGCAGAUUCUUUGGAAUAGAGCCUUCCUCCAUUCUCCAUACAUGGCCUAACUAGGGAAGGCCCCUCUUGCUUAGAGAGGCAUGCUUCAAAACUUCUGUAUCAGACAAUUUGUACUGCUAUCAAAUUUGCAAAUUGUUACGAAGCCAAAUUUAGAGGGAAGCAGUUGAGUUCCCAUUUAUGACACUGUCCACACUUCACUGCUAUGUAGGAUUGCACUCAGCACACAUUCCUGACAGACGCUUAGUUUUGUGCUUUAAUUUAGCUUUGUAAUCACUGAUCAUUACUCUAUAUGGUUUUAAUAUCCUUUAGAUGUAGCUUUACAAAUCCAAUUCAGAUAACCGAUUAUGAUGUUUAUCCAUAGCUGUGGUUGUUAGUUGUACUAUGCAAUGUAGCAAAACAUUUUAUGCUUCAAAAUUGUUUAAAGUUAUAGCUAGAAUCAAAGGUCUUUUUCCCUUUUUUUUUUGCGUGUCCUUAUUUAUUUUAGGCACAUGCCAAGUCAUGCUAGCAGAGAACUUUUGGUUAUAAUGGGGAGCCUGACAACUUGUGAUCCUGGUGACAUUAAAGAACAUAUAAAGGUAUUGUUCACACAAGAUUGUGUGUCUUUACUAAGGAAAUAUUCUGCUCUCUUUUGUGUUUUUUUUCCUUCCAUAUGGCUACCUCCUAUAUAAUCUUUUCAUGUCUGUUAGGUUCAUUGACAUGCUAUUUAGAAACUGCAACUGUGACUAAACUUUAUUGACAUUUUUAAAAAAUGCCUUCGUAACUUAAUCUGUUAUCUUUAUAAAAUGCAAUCACCUGAUUUUUUUCAAAUGAGGUUUGGCUAUUUUAUAAAUAGAGUAGAUGUUCCUGCAAUGAAUGCCUUAAACUUUUCAGAUAGUUGCAGAGGCUAACAUAAGAUGCUCGGUUAUUGGGUUAUCUGCAGAAGUCAGGAUCUGCAAAACAUUAUGUCAACGAACAGGAGGUACAUAUUUUCAAACCUAUAUUAGUCAAGUACAAAAAUGAAGCUACAUUUGUAAAAGGUUUCAUUUUUUUGAAAUGGCCAAUUUUAACAGCAGAAGCAUUUACCAAAAAAACACACAACAAAACUAUAUGCAACUUUCUCUGUAUCCAACUUGAUUAGUCAACAAUUGUAUGCUAAUUUAGAUUCUUUUUGAGUUUUUGCACAAGGUAAAUAAAUUUUUUUGCUGUGUCUAAGAUAAAAUGGAUCAUGAGCUAUAAAAUACCAGCAUUCUCCCGUUUACAGGCACUUAUAAUGUCAUUCUUGAUGAAUCUCACUUUAAAGAUUUACUUAGUCAACAUGUGACUCCACCACCAGCUACAGUAAGCGAACACAUUUUCUUUUAUUUUAAAAAAAUCAGCUAAAUUCAUGUUAAGCUUUUUGAAUUUUUUUUAUUGAUAUGGAAAAGCUUCCCUUUCAUGUAGAUAACUGCAUGCAUGACUUAUUAUUUGAUUAUAUGGUGCAUAAAGUUGCUCAGAUUUUAUUAUGGUAUUAUAUGGCAUUAAAGUUGCUCAUCCUGCACCAUUAUGUAUUUUCAGGCACACACAGAGUCAUCUCUUAUCAAAAUGGGUAAUUCUAAAUAACAUUUGGGCUAUUUAACUGUUAAAAACUUUUUCUGAAAUUAUAUAAAAUACAGGAGAAAUGUAAAAUUUAGCAUUUAAUUUUAAUCAUAUUAUUAACGUCACAUUGAAGAUGACGGCGGUGGGUUGUCCAGCGCGAGCUCUUAAUCCCGCACACCUCCACAUGGGCCAGACAACGGGUCUCCCUGCCGCCAGACCACGCAGAAGCACACCGGGAACCUCCCCCCUGGCCUGGGGGAAUCUGGUCGACUGAAAACGCUGCGUUUAAAGCGUUCGCGGUCCACUCUCCGUGGGUCAGAACGUCCAGGGAGUCGUGUGGUCGUGACAAAAAGCUGGAACGAAAGGUCGCCUAGGAGCAGCUUUCUCGGGGCCGCGUAGUUAAAUCAUUGGUAUGGGCUUUAACCGCCACCCAGACCUCAUAUCCAUUAACGGCAACAAGUAAUCCUGUUAUCGCGUUUCUCUUGUUGCGUUGGGAGUCAAGCAAGUGGGCGGGGUUUUUGGCUUCGGGAGGACAAUGCCUCCCUACUAGUCUGGCACGCCACGAAGAGGCAAACCCAUGUGACACCACCAAGUCGCAUCGGUGGUGCGGGUUCCUGACUUAGAGCGUUCAGUCAGAUUCCCCCAGUAAUUAUAUGACUUAUGACUAAACAAUUCUUUUCUUUCAAUUUCUAGUUUAGAACUCAUAAUUUUUACAAAUAAAUUGAUGUUAAGCUUCUUAUUUUAAGUGUGAUAGAAAAGUAAUUAUCAACUUUUAUCUCUUACUAGGAUUUCCUCACCAUACACUUGGAGGAGACAAAGAUACUGGGGAAAAGCCAUCCAUGUGUAUGUGGUAAGAGAAAAUUUGGUCCCCUUUUUUUUUGUAUUACAAAAGUAACUGAUUGGUGGUGAGGGGAUUUGGGAAUGGGGGCCAGAUGAACCGUACCAGUAUAGGCUUAAUCAUUUUAUUUGCACCAUAAGUGAUGCAUAAUUUGUUACUAUUUUAAAUUACAUAUUUUUAUACUCAUAAUAAAUGGAAAACGAGUUAUAAAGUCUUCAGUCGAAAUAUUUUUUUAACCAGUGAAAAAUAAAUGAAAAGGAAAUAAUUGUUCCAUAACAUGAUGUUCUAAGAAACCUCCUCAUAUUUCUUUAAAAAAACAACUCUUCUUUUUAAAGGGACUUAAGGCCAGGGCAGAUUAUGUAUAUGGUAAACAUGACAACAUGCUCAGGAAUCAUAAGCUCAAGGAGUCCUGGAUCCAUUCUUAAAUUUGUUCCACAGAUCAUCAACUGCUAUUCACAGGCAGUGUCGUUAUUGGUAGGAGCCUCUUUGUUGGCUGUGCCCAGAAAUGUUGAUAUAAAAAAAAAAAUCAGCCAUCUUGUUUCCAACAAUUUUUUUUAUUUGAUAUUUUAAAACAGUCAUCUAGACAGCAAAACAUCCCAGGGUUUCAGCACCACUGGAUACUUCUGUCCUCAGUGCAAAAGCAAAUACUGUGAGCUGCCAAUUGAAUGCAAGGCCUGCAGUAAGUUUCACUUAAUUAUAAUACAUAAUAUAUUCUAAUGAGAACAUGACAGCUGAUAAUUAUGUUUAAUUUUGCUUACUUUUUUAGCCUUCAAUGUUUCAAUUGAAGACCAUUUUAUAUCUUUUUUGAUGGCUUAUUUGAUUGUAAAAAUAUGUCUAUAUUUGGGGGUGGGGGGUGCAAUUUUUAUAUCCUGUUUAAGUGUAUGAUUUAUUUGUUGCCUAAAAUGUUAUUGUAUUCCCUACACAGGCUUAACUUUGGUCUCAGCUCCUCAUUUGGCCAGGUCUUAUCAUCAUUUAUUUCCACCUGAGCCUUACAAAGAAUUUCUCACAUCUGAUAUUGUAACAGAUGGGCAAGUGUAAGUCCAAGCAGUCAUUUCGUUUAAAAAAUAGUGGGGUAUUGAUGUCAUUUUCCAAUAUCAUGAUUGACAGACUAUAAUAUACAGCAUACAUAAAAUAUAUUCCUUUGUGCACCAAACUUAGGACAUUGCUAAAUCUGGAGAGAUUAUUUCUGUUUAUUCUCAUUAUUCAGAAGAAAAAAAAAUGUACCCCAUGAAAUAGUACUGUUCUUUGAAAAAAACAUUAAAUUAUUGUGAUGGAUGAUUAUUAAUACCAGCUGAGAGCCCUUUUAAGACUAAAAAAACUCUUGGUUUUUUAGGAGAAAUUAUUUAUGUUCAAUUUAUGCUAGGGUACACAUGAGGCUAUUGGAUUUUACCACCUGUGAUUAAUAUCUUUGUGAGCAUGCCAUUUCUCUUUGUUGCUUAACUAUAAUGUAUUCUUCUCUUCAGGUGCUGCUAUGCUUGUCAGAUUGAAAUAUUGGAUCCACAUGUGAGUAAUGAUUAAAUGAUUUUCGUAACCUUUACCAGUAUUCCGAUGUCUGGCAAAUAUUUAAAUUAUAAAAAAAAUUAUAAAAUUAAUUUUGGCUAUGUUAAAAUUCCAUCGGGUGAUAUCUUUCUUAUACACUUAUACCCUGCAUACAUUUUUUAUAUUAUUUGCUCAUUUCUUCUUCUUUCUUCUUCUUUAUUUUGAGGGCCCACGAUCAAUGAAUUGAUCAUUCUGGCUCCUAUUCGUUAAUUGCAGCAAACCAUUUAUUUUGAAUUGCUUUAAAUAUCAAGAUAGAUUGAUAUAAUUAUUUCUUCAAAUAUUCUUUUUUCUUCACUAUUUCAGGUUUAUGUAUGUGGGAAGUGUGAGAAGUAUUUUUGCCUAGACUGUGACUUGUUUGCCCAUGAAACACUUCAUUCCUGCCCAGGAUGUGCCAGCUCUAGGAACUUACAGACCAUUCAAGCAACUUCAAUUUCUUAGAAAGAAUUUUCUGGAAGUACCAUAUGCUGUGUUGUUGACUAUCCGAGCCAUUAGUCAAAAGAGGUCUUCCAACACAAUUUUGUUUUCAAAUAUUUCAAGAACUCCUGAUUUAAAAUCCACUCAUUGUAUCUUCCAAGAAAAGAGAAUUGCCAGAUUAAAUUAAUCAAUCAAGGCAAGAAGGGGAGAUAAAAGAAAAAAAAUGCUUCCAUAUUAAUUAUGGAUGUUAAUACUCCGUAGGGCAGUUUAUCUUAAAGUGUGGACCAACAAAUUUUAUUUGAAAAAAAAAAUAUAUAGUUUCACAUUGUUCUAUAUUUGUUUUUGUCCAUGAAAACCAUUGAACUAUAUCUGAUCUGAUGUAUAUUGUAAGCCACAUAUACAAUAUUUAAUGAACAUUUUCCCAUUUUAGAUAAAAUGGGACUCUGAUGGAAUUUGGAACAGGAUCUGGGCUUUUUGGUUGAAUGGAUUUCCCUGCUUUUUCAAAGAUCAUGGAUACUCUUGUCUGUAGCUGAUUGUCAUUUGUUUGUUGCUUUGAUCUGACCAUCUUAUAAGAUGGCUGAUCCUUUAAUUCCAAGAUAGCAGAUGUGAAUUUGGUUGAACUCUAUGACUUCCAAAAAUUCUAUUUGACCACUUUUACUCAAGAUAAAACACAAGAUUGUCAGUCCAAAGCACAUUUGACACAUUUACCACUCCUUGAUUCCAAAGAAAUCAUAAAAAAACUAUUACAAAAGCUGAAAAACUAAGCACAGGUGCAAUAGAGUCGCCUGCAAAUCUAUAAUUCAUUAAGUUAUAACUCUGUUAAAGCAUGGCACCAUUACUUGUAGCAGUAGGUUUUUAUUUACGAUACCACAUCUAGUGAAUUAUGUGGUAACUAAAAUCUAUCAGAUCAACUAUUUUCGAAUUUCAGAGGAUGAAGUAAAAUAUUGAGGGGAUCUUGUAAUAAUUAUAUGAUUAAGUUUUUCAAGGCAUUAAAAUUAUAGUGGCAUAUUUUUAUUGAAUUUUUAUUAAAAUUCUGCUUCAUAUUUUUUGCUAUUCUGUAUAAUACUCCUCACUUGAUUAUGGCUGUCCCCUUCGGAAAGAGGAGGCUCAUUGCUCUGAGGGAAGUAAGUCUAAAUUGUAACUUAAAAAGUUCAUCUAAAAUGUUGAUGUUAUGCUUUUAUUUUUAUAUGAAUAAAAAAAUGCUGGAA
Lymnaea stagnalis (great pond snail) is the source of this 11236-nucleotide messenger RNA. Lineage: Eukaryota; Metazoa; Mollusca; Gastropoda; Lymnaeidae. The record is from the annotation of a GenBank genome assembly.